ACAAAAAUCGAUCGGAGAAAAUGUCCAACAAGUAAACAUAAAUAAUAAUAUUAUUUAUUCUUUUGUUAUGUUAAAAUGGAAAUAGAAAUUUACGUAACGCCGGAGAUAAAUGACAAAAAAGGAAAUACUUCGAUUUGUCGGAUAUGUUGGAAGUCGGGUGUAGCUAAGUUUAAGUCGCUUUUUGAUAAAUUUAAAAACUUGCCUCUUUUCGACCAUAUAAACAUCCUAACAAACAUUGAAAUAAAACUGAACGACGGUUUACCAGAUACAAUAUGUUCAACAUGUUACAAAGAAUUAGAAACGGCUGUAAAGUUCAAAGAAAAAUGUGAAAAUGCGAAUUGUAUUUUUAAAAACAAAGAUAUAGAAAAUAUAUUAAAGGGUGAGGAUAAGUAUUCAGAAAUCACAGUUAAAAAUGAACCAGAUGAAUUCGCCGAAGAAUCCGAUGACGCGGAGUUCAACAUAUCCAUAGAGUAUCCAGAAGACAAGUCAUUAAAAAGUAAAUCAUUGGACCGAUCAGAUAAAAAGAAACCAUCCACAGAGACUACAGUCCAGUGCCAUGACUGUGGCUCUUACUUCAAAAGUAAAUGCAAAUUGAGAGUGCACUGGAAGAGAACUCAUUUGCUAAAUUCUUUGAUAUGCUCUGCAUGCAAAAGAACAUUUAAAUCUUAUAAAGCGUACCACAGUCAUAUGAGCACUAAGAAGCGAAGUUGCACUUCUUUACAAAGCAACAUGAUUGAUAUCACCGGUAUAGGUAAAGCUAGGUUGUUCUAUUGUAAAGAAUGUCCUUACAAAACCAAGAGAAUUAAAGAUAUACAGAACCAUAUUGUUAUUCACAACGGAGACAGACCAUAUAAAUGUGACAUUUGCUUGAAAACAUUCACACAACUUAGUACUGUACAGAAUCACAAAGAAAUGGUACAUAAAAAAUAUAAAGUUGAAAUCACAUGUCAAAUUUGUGGGAAAAGUGUAAGAGGAAGAUCUCAAGUUUACAGACAUAUAAGAAGUCACGAUAAAGUACAGUGUCCAAUAUGCGAAAAAUCAAUGAGUAGGUUAAGUCAAAAACAACAUAUGCAACGUCACAGCGGCUCAAAGAGUUUUACUUGCGAAGUAUGUGCAUUAGCGUUCUACACCGCUGCGGAAUUAUACAACCACAGACGCAAUCAUAAUAAAGAUAAGCCAACUCUUAAAUGUGACUUAUGUGAAUAUAGGUGUAAUAGAUCUGAUUCCAUGAAGAGACAUAAAAAUAGACACACAGAUGUAAACCUACCGUGCAUUAUAUGUGGUAUGUUUUUCUUGACAAAACAAAAGCUUGUUUUACACGAAAGAAUACAUUAUGAAGAGAAAAAACAUUUUUGUCCGUAUUGCAAUCGGUCAUUUCAUAGUGAUCGGUCAGUCAGAAAACAUAUUGCUUUGAAACAUAAAAAUCUUAUUAUAUUUAAUAAAAAACAAACACAAAUACUUGUUAAAGAUGAAGUGCCCGCAUUAGAUCCGAACAGUCCCAAAAUUAUUGAAGUUGAAACAUCACCAAUGGAAGACUUAUUGUAAAAAAAUAGUGCAUAUUAAUAAAGCCGUUUUCAACUUAUAAUUAAAAAAAUAUUAAAUCAUAGUAUUU
Molecule: messenger RNA, 1612 nt
Organism: Papilio xuthus (Asian swallowtail)
Lineage: Eukaryota; Metazoa; Arthropoda; Insecta; Lepidoptera; Papilionidae
Product: zinc finger protein 62
Exons: 1
Coding region: 76-1545 (489 amino acids)
Cellular component (GO): nucleus
Molecular function (GO): zinc ion binding
Source: RefSeq, a predicted model, not a curated record